AUGCGGGUUCCCCUUUCCGUGGACCCGGUGAAAAUGGAGCUACCUUCGACGAGUGACGAGCCGCCACGCGAGAAAAUGUCCUUCCAGUACACGUGGCCGCUGCGUAUUUCCAAGAGAAAAGUCGAGGAGGAAGAGCUGGUGCUCAACGUCUCGCAGCCGUUCACCACCUCCUACAAUGGAGUGGCUUUCACCUGGACUGCCAGGCUCUCCGAUGAGUGUGCCGUUUGGACGACGACGGAGUACGAGCUCCCGAACCACGUGUUCGCCUCCCUCUACUAUAAGGAUGGCAUCGCCCAGGAUGUGAUGGUUGAUGAAGUCAGAAUGUCGCUCUACAGCGCGAUGGGCGAGCUGAUCUUUGAGGAUAUGCGAGUCCCAGAGGCCGAAUAUACGAAAGGCAGUGGCUGGCCAAUCCAACUAUCUCCUGAGCGCCAGGCCCACUUCACGCGCUUCAUCCACAACAGCAUCAACGAGCAGAUAUCACUGCAGAUCGAGAUACGGAUGAAGACCUCAAUCUUCGACCCGAUGCGCUACCUGCCCUCCCUGGCCACGGCCCAUAUGAAUCAGAAGAUCAAGGAGGCGUGCAAGAAAUACGUUGAUGAUUUCCAAGCCGGCCGGGUUACGGUACCCGAGAUCGAGUUCCUGAACCUGACGAGAACGGAAGACAAAUACAUGCUCCACCGCAAAGUGUUCAUGCACGGCCUCCGGAGCGUCGAAGAAAUCUGCCGGGACGAGAACGAGAGCCCGGAAGUUGCGAAACAUAUUUGCAGCCAAUUCGCGCACACUUACUUCAUCGAGGUGCUGCUCCGUGAGGUGCAGGGAUACGACGACUUUGUCACCCUGCUCGAGGGGGUCAUUGCCGUCCACCUGCCCGAGCUGAAGAAGGAGACCGAACGAUAUAUUUGUAGGGAAGUUAUGAAGCUCCAAGAACGACCCGCCAACGCGCAGUUUCCGGCACCAGAUGCGCUUCAGGAAGAGGAAGCGGUUGAACGCCCCGAAAGCCUCGACAUCGAACGGCUGCAAUUUAUCCAGUUGAUGCUGCUCCUCGCCAAGAAAUACAAUCUGGAUGUGUUGAAGAUGGUGGCUAUGGGUGUACUUGCCGACCAGAUCAUCGCCCAGAAGAGUCCGCCGGAGGAGUUCGUGCAUAUGGAGCACGAGCUCCGGUCGUUGGCAUCGGAGAUUAGCCACUCGAGCUCUGUGGACGAUGACGUCGACGUGGAAGAACUUCUCGUCGGCUCGGUGCAAGACGACGUCAUGCAUUUCGAGAAAAGUUUGAUCAAGUCCCUACAAGAGGAACGAGUCGGCAUCCAGAAGAAGACCUUCACAAAAUAUAUCAACUCCUUCCUUAAUCGGGCGGGGCUGGAAGUCGGUGACAUUUUCAAGGAGUUCAAUGAUGGAGUGCUUCUCAUGAAGCUGCUCGAGAUCAUUUCUGGAGAGAAGCUGGGCAAGCCGAACAAGGGACGUAUGCGUGUGCAGAAGAUUGAGAAUCUUAACAAGGUCCUCGAAUUUUUGAAGAAGAAGAAAAUUCAGCUCGAAAACAUCGGAGCUGAAGACAUUCUCGACGGCAACGAACGAUUGAUUCUGGGUCUCAUCUGGACCAUCAUCUUGCGUUUCCAAAUCGACACUAUCGUCAUUGAUGCGCAGUUGGAAAACUUCACGAGCUCGUGGCGCAGCGGGCUGGCGUUCAACGCUCUCAUCCACGCUCAUCGUCCGGAUCUGCUUCAAUACGACGGGUUGAACGCGCAGGACCAUAUGGGCAACUUGAACAACGCGUUCGACAUUGCCGAAAAGAAGCUGGAUAUCGCCAGGCUGCUGGACGCUGAAGACGUCGACGUGGGCCGUCCCGACGAAAAGUCGAUCAUCACGUACGUCUCGCUCUACUACCAUCAUUUCGCCAAGCAGAAGACCGAGAUGACUGGUGCCAAGCGCGUUGCCAAUAUCGUUGGCAAGCUGAUGACACAGGAGCAGAUGGAAGACGAAUACCAAGGCAUCGCCAGCGAUCUGCUCGAGUGGAUCAAGCAAACGAUUGGCAUGUUAAACAACCGUCGAUUCCCGAAUUCGCUGAAGGGCAUCAAAGAAGAGAUGGUCCGCUUCAACCAGUUCCGCAACAUCGAGAAGCCAUGCAAGUACAAGGAGAAGGGAGACCUCGAGGCGCUGUUCUUCAACAUCCAGACCAAGAGGAAAGCCAUCGGCAUGAGCCCCUUCGUUCCACAGCACGGCCUUUUCAUGAAAGACCUGGAAACGGCCUGGGAUCGAUUGGACAGCGCCGAAAACGAGCGCCAGACGGCGAUCAUCAACGAAAUGCUGAGACUCCAAAAGCUCGAGCAGCUGGCUGAACGUUUCUACCGCAAGGCCGAGCUGCGCGAUCACUGGCUGAGGGACAUGGGUGGUCAUCUCGACGAACUUGAGCUCGGACGCACGGCCAGCGACGUCGAGGCGGCUCUCAAGAAACAUCAGGCUAUCAGCGCCGACAUUCUACCCCGUGAGGAGCGCUUCCGCAUCUUGACGCGCAUCUGCGCUGAACUCUCCGCCGGCAACUACCACGAAGCCAACCGCGUGCGUGCGAGGGACCGUGAAAUCGCCCAGAAAUGGGCGCAUCUGCUGUCCGUGCUCGAGGCCAAGCGCAAGCAAAUUAUGGGCUUGAACGACCUGAUGGGCCUUUUACGCGACAUCGAUACGUUGAGCAGCGAGCUGAAACAUCUUGAGCCGGUGGCUCGUAAUCGUGACGUUGGCAAGCACAUCCUCGGCGUCGACGAUCUGAUUGGCCGCCACGAGCUGGUCGAGGGCCAAGUGAAGGCGCACGGCGCCUGGCUCGACAACGUCUCCCGCCAAGCCCAACUCUACAUCCGCGGCAAGGGCGAGCAGAACGAAACCCUCCAGCGAAAGCUCGAAGACGUCAAUGCGCAAUACGAAAACCUGCGAGCACUCUGCCAGCAGCGCCGGAAUGCCUUGCACAAGGCGCGCGAACUGUUCCAGUUCAUUCAGGAUCACGAGGAGGAGAUGACGUGGCUGGCCGAGAAGGAGUCCCUUUGCCUGAACGCACUUCAGAAGGGCGACAUCGCGAAUGUGGCCAACAUUUCCCGCUUCCACAAGACCAUAGAAUCGGAGAUGAAAGCGCAUUGGACACGCACCAAGGAGAUCAUGGCCGCCGGCGAGCAGCUGGCGAUGAACGGGCAAAGCCGAGAUGAUGUACAACGCCGCAUCCAGCAGAUCCAACACCGCUGGGAAUCCCUUCGAAAGGUCGUCGACGAUUUGGCGAACUGGCUGCAGGAGGCCGAACGCGCGCAGCAAUAUUUCCAGGACGCCAACGAGGCCGAGUCUUGGAUCCGCGAGAAGUUGCCACUCGUCAAGUCUGAAGAUUAUGGCAAGGACGAAGGCCAGGCCGAAAGCCUCCUCCAACGCCACAACCGGCUCGAGGAGCAGAUUCACGCUUUCCGUUCGGACAUUGUUCGCCUCGAGGAAUCGGCUUCGCAGAUCGCCAGCACCAGCUUGAUGACCGGUACCCAUGCGACCGAGGUGGACACUGAAGAAACCGUCGUUCCACAGGUCGAGAUGCUGUACAAGUACUCUGGCAACGGGAUGGAGGUCAAGAAGGCUGAGAUCGUUGCCCUCAUCGACAAGUCGAACCCAGACUGGUGUUGGGCUCAAGACACGAUGAACGUGCUCUCGGACGAGCCCUCCGUUGAACACAUUGAGGCGUUCCGCAAGAAGCUUGACAAGCUCGAGCACGACAUCGCCGCGAAUGGAGGCACCCAGCUGAGGCGUAUCAACGGCAUGGCCGAUGAGCUGACCGCCGAGGGGCACAGCGAGACGCGCCAAAUCGUCGCCCGCCAGCAGGCCGUCAACAAGCUCUGGGCCCACAUCGACCAGCUGUUCCUCAACAAAACGGCUCGCGUGCAGACGCUCGAGCAGCUCGACGACUUCAAUGCCAACUGCGCCGAUGCCGAGAGCUGGAUGAAGGCCAAGUUCGAUCUCAUCGACCGCAAGCCCCAGGAUCUCAAGUCGUUGCAGAAUUUGGAGCGCGACUUGAAGCCCUUGGAGGACAAGAUCCAGUCUCUCGAAGAGCUGGCGGAGCGCGUCAAGAAGUCAAACCCGGAAAUGGCCGCCGUCAUCCAAAAGAAGAUCAACGAGCUCCGCGGGAUGUACGCCGAUCUGCUCAGCCAAGCCCGCCAAAAGAUCCAGCUGGCCGAAGAGACACAAGGCCAGGAAAUGUUCGAUGGAGCGCUCGCGGAAAUGCACGCGUGGAUCGAAAAGACGAAGAAGACGCUCUCGGACAUGGAACGGCCCGUCGACGUGCAGACCGCCGAGGACACGCUCAAGACGCACCUCGAAUUGGGCGACCAAAUCAAGGACAAGAAAUACGCUGUCGAAUAUAUCCAAGAGCUCGGCCGGCGUCUGCUCGUCAAGAACCCGAAGCUGAACGUGGUCAAGGAGAAACUCGAACAACUCCAGUACGCCAUGGCCGAGAUUGCCAACAUUUGGAAGUCGAAGCAUGCACACCUCAAGCAUCAGCUCGACCUACAGUUGUACAAUCGCGAGGCCGAGCGCAUCGAUGCGGCCACCAAGGGCCAUGAAGCUUGCCUCGAUUUUAAGGACCUGGGCGAUUCCGUCGACUCGGUUGAGAACCUCUUGAAGCGCCAUCGCGAUUUGGAGGCCAAGCUGGAUGCGCAAGAGGCUCGUCUCGAUGCUUUCAGCAAGAACGCCGACGAGCUGAUCCGGUUGAAGCACGCGGACAGCACAUACAUCCAUGAUCGCCGAAACGAGGUUCUAGCAAGACGUGAAGCUGUCCGUCGCGCCGCCUCCAAGCGCCGUGCCCAGCUCGAGGCCUCCCUGGAAUACCAGAACUUGCGCCGUGACGGAGACGAGGUGCUCCAGUGGAUCGGCGACAAGAAGAAGGUGGCGCUCGACGACACCCAUCUCGACCUGCACACAAUCGACAUCAAGCUGCUCAAGCACGAGGCUUUCGAGGCAGAGAUCAAGCCCAACACGCAGCGCGUCGAAAACAUCAACAAGGAUGGCGCAAUGCUCGUUUCGCGCCACCACUACGAAUCGCCGAACAUCCAGAAGCUCGUCGAGCGCGUUAACACGUCGUGGACCGAGCUCAAAGACGCCGCCGCGCGCAGGGGCGAAAAGCUGAAGCAGGCCGCCGACCAAAAGAAUCUCAACCGCAUCUUGGAUGACGCGAAUGCCAAACUCGACGAGAUCGACGAGACGCUGCGAAAUAAAGACGUCGGCAACGACCUGCGCGGCGUCAAGGAGCUCCUCCAGAAGCACACGACCGUUGAGCAGGAAAUGCACCUCUACGAGAACAAGUUGACGGAGAUCUCGCGCCGUGGCAAUGUGAUGGCUGGCGAAGGCCAUUUCGAUGCGGCUCGAAUCAUUUCUACCGUCAAGAGCCUCCUCCACCGCUUUGAGCAGUUGACCGGCCCCUGCUCAGCACGUCGUACGGCGCUCGAGGAAUCCCUGAAGUGGCACCAACUCGCCUUUGACGUCGACUGCGAACUCCAAUGGAUUGCCGAAAAGGAGCCGCUGGCCGCUUCCGAAGAUACGGGCCGCACCCUGACCGAGGCGCUGAACGUCUUGAAGAAGCACGAGCAGCUCGAGGCCGAGGUCAAUCAGCAUAGCCGCCACAUCGAGGGCACCAUCCAUCGUGGUGACGACCUCAUCAAGGGACAUCACGCAGCACGGGCUGACAUCAAGGCAAAGUGUGAUCAGCUGGCCGGCGCCUGGGCUCAUCUACAGCAGCUCGUUCGUCGCCGCAAGCGCAUCGUCGACUGGGGUGUCAAGGAGCAGCAAUACAUGUUUGACGCUGCCGAGGUCGAGUCGUGGAUGGCGGAGAAGCGGAUCCUGAUCGAGUCCCAGGAUUACGGACAAGACGAAGACGCUGCACAGAAGCUUCUCGCCCGGCACAAGGCUCUGCAAAACGAUAUGAACACUUACAAACAAUGGGUCGAGCGUCUUGCUGUGAAGUGCGCCGAGUUGGUCGACUCCCAUCGGCACCACGUCGACCGCUUCUCCAACAAGCAGCGCAAUCUUGAGGCCGAAUUCGAUCGUCUUUCCGAGCUGGCCGACAAGCGUCGCGCGCUGCUGGAAGACACGCUGUGCUUGCACGAAUACCUGAGGGAGAGCGCCGAGCUGGAACAGUGGAUAAACGAGCAGCUGCAGACGGCCAUGAGCGAAGAAUACGGCGAUGACUACGACCAUUUGAUGGACCUGCAGACGCGCUUCGAAAACUUCCGCACCUCGGUCAAGUCGGGUGACGAGCGGUUCAAACAACUCGUUGAUCGGGUCUUACAAUGGAUCCGCGAGCGGGAGAGCAUGGUACAUGCCGGCGACAUGGGCAACGACCUCGAGCAUUGCAAUCUGCUGAUCGACCAACUGGACGGCACCAGCGCGGACAACUCUGUCGACGAGAACACCUUGCAAGAGAUCAACGAACUCGGCGACAAGCUCGUACGCCAGGGCAGGAGCAGCCAGAAAGAGGUGCACGAGCAGAAGACGAUCAUCAACCAGAGCUGGCAAGCGCUCCAGUCCGACAUUCGGGGCUAUCGUCAGCAGUUGAAGAUGGCCCUCGAGGUGCACUGCUUUAACCGGGACAUCGAAGACACCAACGAGCGUAUCCACGAGAAGAUUGUCGCCGUGCAGAGCGACGACUUUGGAAGGGACUUUGCCAGCGUCGAUCAGCUUAUGCGAAAACAGCAUGCGCUCGAGAGGGACAUGGAGGAAACGAUUCUGAACUCGCUGCAACGCCUCGAGCAAAGCUGGAAGGAGCUCUCCGACUCGGCCGAGCAGCGGCACGCCAAGCUGGAGCGCUCUCAUCGACUUUACAAGUAUCUCGAUUCGGUGAAGAAAGCCGACCAAUGGGCGUCGAACCUGCGCACGAAGAUGACUUCGCACAAGCCGCCCAAGACCACGACUGAGGCCCGUCUUCUCAUCGAGCAACAUCAAGAACGCAAAGCGGAAAUCGACGGUCGCCAAGUCGAGAUCCGAGUGCUACACGAAGAGGGACAACGCCUGAUUGCCGAGCAGCCAGAGCACAAGGGAGAAGUUCAACGUGCCCACAAGCGGGUCCAAAACAGCGAGCAUCAACUCCGGCAAACAUGGGAGCAAGAGAAGGCGUCUCUGGCUCGAGCUCUCGACUGGCUCUUGUACUCUGAGCAAUGCGGACUCGUCGAAGCGUGGCUGGCAAGCAAAGAAGCUGUACUAAAGGAUCACGACCUUGGCGACAAUUUGGAGGCUGUGCAGAUGUUGAUCAAAAAACACGACGCCUUCGAAGAGGCUGUCAAGACUCAGUCUGACAAAAUCGAAACGGUGAGGAAGGAUGCCGACGCCCUGCUGUCCCAUAGCAACGACUAUUCGGUCCAAGUCGAAGAAAGACGUGAUGAGGUCGUGGCGCGCUACAAUGCUCUGCUCCAACGAUCAGCCCACCGGCGGACGAUGCUGCUCGACAGCCAGAAACUGCUCGACUUUGUGCGGUCUUGCGGCGAGCUGAUAACUUGGAUCAACGCCAAGCUUCAACUGGCCUACGACGAAAGCUACCUGGAUCCGGCCAACCUUCGGUCCAAGCUCCAAAAACAUCUGGCAUUCGACAGCGAGCUGGCCGAAAACGAGCAACGCCUCAACUUUGUCGUCAACGAAGGCAACAAGCUGAUCAAGGAGAACCACUUCUCGAAGCAAGAAGUCGAAGCUCAGCUGUCCGAGCUGAAGGGAGGCUGGGAGGAGCUGAGGAACAAGAGCGCUUUGAAGACGCAACGCUUGCGCGAGGCCUACGAUGCUUUCACGCUGGCAAGGAAGGUGGAUGACGUUGAAAGGUGGCUCGACCACAUCGAAGGCGGGCUUGCGUCGGAAGAUCAUGGAAAGGACGUCCUCUCCGUCGAGCACCUUGUCAAGAAGCUCGAUGCCACGCAGGCGGAAGUCGCUGGCCGCAGCGACCACGUUGCCGAAGUGAUGACCAAGGCCCGAGAGCUGAAAUCGAAGGGCGCCACUGACACGGACCAAUUGCUGAAGUCUGCCGAACAAGUCGAACUGCGGUACGCGCAACUCGGCGAGCCGAUCAAGAUCCGGCGCGAGAACCUGCUCGACGCCAAGAAGCUGUUCGAGUGGGAGGCCGAGGCGCAAGAGGAGACUGAAUGGAUGCACGACCGGAUGCCGCUCGUCCGAAGCGCCGACUUUGGGGACAGCCUCCACUCGGCCGAGCAUCUCAGCAAGAAGCACGCACUUUUGGAAGCGGAAUUGGACACUCGUCACGCCUCUCUCAACGAGGUCGAGCGCAAGGGCCUCGAGAUGGUGCGUGCCCGACAUUUUGCCAGCACCCAGAUUGAGCGGCGCGUCGACGAGUUGAUGGGUACGAUGUUGCAGCUAAAGGAACUGUCGAUCGCCAGACGCCGCAAGCUUGAUGCGGCGGUUAUUUCGCAAAAGUACUUUGCCGACUUGGGCGAUGCUGAACAGUGGAUCCGCGACCGGAUGCCGUUGACGAACAGCCAGGACAACAGCAAGGACCAAGCGGCAGCCGAGUCGCAGCUGCGCCGCCUUGGAUUGCUGGAGAAGGAGGCGAUCAAAUUCCGCGAGGAAAUUGAUCGGUUGAAGGCGACGGCUGACCGACUUGUGCACGACGACCACCACGACACGACGCAGAUUGCCGCGCGGCAAAACCGGCUCGAGGGCUCGUACGCGGAGCUGAUCCGUGCCAUCGGUGUCCGCAAGACGCAUCUGGCCGACUCGAGCCGAUACCACGCCUACGUUCGCCAGGCCGACGAUCUUAUGGACUGGCUGCAUGAGAAGGAACGCGCUGCCGCUGCCGACGAGUACGGCCGGGACCUCGAGGAGUGUCAGAGGUUGAUCGAAGAGUUCGACACUGUCGUCAGGGAACUGGCGGCCGCUGGCGAGCGUGUGGCUAGUGUCAAUCGCACGCAAGAAGAGCUCCUCAGGACCGGACAUCCGUUUGGUGCCUCGAUCCGUGCCAAGGGCGACGAUCUCUCUCGACUUUGGCAAGGCGUCAACGAAAGCGCCAAUGAGCGUCAACAAGCCCUCACCGGUGCCAAGCAAGUGCAUCGCUUCGACCAAGAGGCCGACGAGACGAUCAACUGGCUGCAAGAGAAGGAAGCCGAUGGUGUGGCCCUGGAGAACGUCGACCUGACCGCCGCUGACCUGAACACGCUGACCAGCGAGCGGCAGCGCCUCGAGGAGUUCAUCCAUGGGCUGACGGCCGUGGAAAAACAGGUGACCGAGCUGUGCCGGGAGGCCGAUCGUCUCGAGAGCCUUUACCCCGCGACCAAGGACCACUUGCUUGGCCGGAAGAUGGACAUGAACAUGCUACUCAACGACAUCACCGAGAGCGCCAAUAAGCACCGCGAGCGGCUUAGCCACACCGAGCAGCUGCAGGCCUACUUCCAGGAACACCGAGAGCUCAUCUCGUGGAUCAAGCGUCUUUUUACAACAAUCACCGCCGAGACGCUCCCGAAAGACGUGCACGCUUGCGAUGCUUUGGCCAACCGACACAAUGAGUAUCGUUCGGAGAUGAUCGGCCGCAAAGGACAUAUCGAUUCGUUCUGCAACCGAGGACGAUCGCUCGUUCAACAGGGCCAUGUCCUUUCCCAAGAGAUCCAACGUAAGGUCGAACAGCUCGAGCGUGCUUACCAUGGCGUCGAAAGCGUGUGGAACGAACGAAACGAGCUCUACGUAGAGAACAUGGACGUGCAGCAGUGGAAGGCCAACGCGAAUACGCUGGAACAAUGGAUGACGGAAAGGGAGAACCUCCUCGGCGACGAUUGGAAGUAUGUCGAUUCGGUGGCCACCGCCGACGAACGGCUUCGCGACUUUGACGACUUCCUGGUGACCGUCGAUGCUCAAGGAGAACGGUGCGAGGGUGUCAAGAGGCAGACGCUGCUUGAAAAGAACUUCUCACGCCAGCUGCAAAGAGAGGCCGAACGCCGACUUGACCAAGAGGAAACAACGCGAAGGCGCGAUACAAUCAAGGUCGUCGAGAAGGGCAACCUGUUGGCUAACCGAAGGCAAGACCGUGAGAGGAGGAAGACUCAGGAAAUCAGUCUGAUGAAGCCGUCGGCCUCUGGUGAAGAUUUCGCCUCGCAGACGCUGCCCAGGAAGCUGGAUGGCCGACUCGAGCGCAGCAAGACGACGGCUAUUGGUGAGCCGGUGGUGUCUGUUUCUGGGCCCUCGACGUUGCCAAUCGUUGGCUCGGCGUCCCAUCACGGCGACGCGUCGACCAGCAGCCUGUUGGCGCCCCAUCAUGAAUUUCCGCAAUCCCAGAUCCACACCGUCACGCCAGGAUUCAGCACCCGCCGCGGCACUUCCAUCCGCCGUUCCAGUGGCCAUCGUAUGGCUAACGAGCAAUCCUCGAUUGAUAUGACUGGCUACGUCGACCGCAAACAAGAACUGCAGUCCAGCGGCAAGAAGGCGACGCUCCGAUCGUGGAAGAACUACUACACAAUCCUGUGUGGCCAGCUGUUGUGCUUCUUCAAGGACGAAGAGGCUUUCAUGAGCAACAAUGCCGCAUCGCCACCGGUCUGCAUCUACAACGCCAUCUGUCAGCAGUAUCCGGAAUACGCGAAGCGCAAGAACGCCUUCAAGCUGAUCGCGCAGGAUGGCGCCGAGUACCUGUUCGCCUGCAGCGAGGAACGACAAAUGCUUGAAUGGGUCGCUAAGAUCAAAUUCCACGCUUCGCUGGAGCCGUCGGCCCAGUUGACCGCCUUCAGUCAGAGUGCCGCGAUGGAGCUGUCCGCGCAUGGACACGUCCCCGUCCCACCGCCCCGGAACAUCCCCUAUCAGCCAACCUCUCGCUCCGGCAUCUUGAAGAGGCAGCACGAAAUGGGCACCUCACAAUGGACCGAUUCGGGCCCCGACAAGCGUCGUGCCAGCCAGCUGAGCAGCGACUUUGCCGAUUUCCAAGUGAACGAGGGCUCCCAAUUCAUCUCGCGGGUCGAGGAGCAGAACAACCCACACGCUGCCGCCCCCACGAUGUCCAACCAGAACGGAGGCCAUUCGGAGACGGACGACGAUGCUUCUGUCAAGGGUUCAAGACGCCGCGGUUUCUCGUCGCUCUUCUCGCGCUCCUCGAAGAAGUCGAGCAAA
Molecule: messenger RNA, 11085 nt
Organism: Mesorhabditis spiculigera
Lineage: Eukaryota; Metazoa; Nematoda; Chromadorea; Rhabditida; Rhabditidae
Source: the annotation of a GenBank genome assembly